This is a messenger RNA of Suhomyces tanzawaensis NRRL Y-17324, 2973 nucleotides long. It is a transcript of the gene ZCF27, whose product is annotated as Zcf27p. The transcript has a single exon. The record is from RefSeq and is a predicted model, not a curated record. Gene Ontology annotation, molecular function: DNA-binding transcription factor activity, RNA polymerase II-specific; zinc ion binding. Bases 1 to 2973 code for a protein of 990 amino acids. Gene Ontology annotation, biological process: regulation of DNA-templated transcription. Lineage: Eukaryota; Fungi; Ascomycota; Pichiomycetes; Serinales; Debaryomycetaceae.
AUGGACCAGAAGGGCGAGCAACCCGACCACAGCCAUGGCCUGAACAGCUCGUCGACGGGCUCCAACACCUCGGCUCCUCCUGGCCAGUACGUGUAUGGUGUCAAUUACUAUGGCCCCAAUAUUCCUCCAGGCGCCCAGUACUACGGCUUCGACCCCCAUUCCGACCAGCGCCCAGCACAGCCACCAGUGAUGGUCCACCAGGGCCAGUUGGGCCAGCCACCCACCCACCGUAUGCUCCAGACUCCAAUACCGCCAGCUGGUCCUCCCAUGGGAGCUAUGCCUGAGUACCCACCAGCACACGGCAUUCCCGCCCAGCCGCCAUCGUUCCAGAGAGUCCAGCCGCCGGUGGUGGUGGACCAGCAGUUCACCCCCCGCAAGCCUGCCCCCCCAGCUGCUCGUGGCGUGACGAACCAGCCUCGAAAACGUGCAUUGACUGCUUGCGACACUUGUCGGGUCAGAAAGAUCAAAUGUGACAAUGGCCGUCCACGGUGCGGCUCGUGUGUCAAGACAGGCAACUUGAACUGCCAUUUCAGGACCGACGAUCAGAAGGACUCGGCCUCGCCCGAUACUUCCUCGGUCGAUAUCCUCAACAAGCUUAACGUGCUUUUGAAGGACGUUCAGGAAAUCAAGCGAGCCCAGGGCCUCGACGAGGGCGACGCUGUAGCCGAAAACGACGUGAAACGCAGGAAAAAAGAUGAACACCACUAUCACUUCGAUAACUGCGUGUGGGACAUGUCAUUGACCUCGAUUUUGCGGUGGGGCUACUUUAGAAAAUGCCUAAAUGAACUGGAGUCCAACGUGAACAAAGUUAUAGGGAAGUUGGUGAACUCAUACAAAAAUCCCAAUGCACUUCCCUCGGCGAAUGAAUCGUUUGAGAGAAAAUUGGAAAUCGCAAGUGCUCUCGAGGACCUCUUAAACAAUUACUUCUCCAACUUCAUUAAUUCCUUUUUCAUCAACUGCCACACUAAAGUUCCGGUUUUGGACGUCUUGGAUUUAAUCGAGUCAAUUGAAAUCUACAAGAUCUUGAAGAAGUACGACCCAAAAUUGACAUUCAUUACUAUACUUGAUUCAUACACUGCAAAUGGGAAUGCCGAUGAACUUCCUCAAAUGUAUCACGAAGCCCUAAAAGCGGCAAACAUUGAAAAUACCACAUAUCGUCAGGAAGCAUACAAGUCUUUGUGCAAGUCAGUACCCAUCGUCAUCAUGGCCUGUGCUUUGGGUGCAAUAGCGACACCCAUCCAGUUGGAUAACUUAUCAAAAUUUCCAAGCUCCACUGAAGAAAGGAAGAGCUUCGAUAUAGGUUCAAUUUCAGAUGCCCAUACUCCAAAUCAAAUACCCAAGAAUCUUCCUCAAACAAGAAUUGGAAUUGCGAAUUCUUUAGUAAGUUUCGCAAACAUGAUUACUUCAGCAUAUCCAUUUACGACAAAGUCAAGUUCAAUACGUGAGGUAGUUUUCAAGUUACUAUUGAGUCAGUUCUACUUGUAUUGCUUGUCCCCAUUACCUGCGUACCGCGCCAUUUCUUCUGCAUGUCAGAGUAUGAUGUACUACUUGGAGAGCAAGAAAAACAGAGAUCCCUACUCAGUUGCCCAUCAUGAAAUUAAGGAAAGUAAGAAGGAAAUAGUCGAUAGAUUGUUUUGGACAUGUUUGAAAUUGGAAUGUGAAUUGAGAGUCGAACUAUCACCGUAUGUUCCUAUUUCUGGAAUAACUCAAGUUAUUCCACCUUCUCCAUUUCCUAAAAUUGCAGAUCCGGUAACUGUUGAAAUGCGCUCUGACCAUAGUGAAGCAUCCCAAUUAUUAGCCAACAAAUAUUAUGAUGAGCAUUCUUGGUAUUACUUUUUAACUGAGAUAGCUGUCAGAAAGGUUGAUAACAAGAUGUUUGACGAAUUGCAUUCACUUGAGUCUGUGUUACAAAAAACAUGGGAUCAAGAAUCUUUUUAUGAUGAUUCAAUUUGGGUUAGUUUUAUCAAAUAUUUGAACCAGUACAAUGGUAUCAUUAAUUCAUUGAGUCCAAGCAUAAGAAACUUUGUUUUACAAGAGAUUGAUGUUGAUCAGAUUUAUAAGAGGAUGAAGAAAAGGAAAGAAAGUAAAGUAAGAAGUCCAUCACCUACUGACUUUGAUAUUUUGGAUAAUUUGGAUGAUUUUUUGGUUGAUGAUGACUUGUUGUUGAGGGCACAAUCAGAGUCCAUCAUGUACAUAAAGACUAGAAUCAUAAGUUCAAAGCUUUUACUUUUCCGUCCUAUCAUUUAUCUUAUUUUGGAGGAUCGUAUAUCGUUCAUGGAAUUGUUGGGUGCAGCAAUGGCAGUUAUGAAAUCUAACCCUCCUCAAAGUUCAGUGUCAUUUGGGUCACUUGACGGAUCUGGAACAGUGAUUUACUCGAGCACAAGUCACAGUGAUUCCAACGCCAGUGAUAUAGAUGGGGGCCUUGACUUCUACAAUUUAUUGCAUGCCCCAUAUCACUACCAGAAACAACAUCCGGACGAAGAUUUUACGGAAGACAUCGAGUACCAAACUCAGGACACCGACUAUGACGAUACACAAUCUAUUGCCCAAAAUGAGUUUAAACUUAAAAACCCACCAUUAACAAAAUCUAGAAUUCUUAGAAUUUUUGUACAGCAUCUCAUAUCCAUCCCCAAAUUAUUGAUACCAAAGAUUGGUGCGCAUAGACAUCCUGGUCUGUGGUACUACUUACGAAAUCAAUUUGUUGGUAAUGUGUAUCAAUUUAUGUUAUACAUGAAAAUUCAGGAAAUGGUUAGAGGUGCCAUGUUGGACCCAAAUUUCCAACAUUUCAUUAGUUUAUCAUCGGAGGUUUCAAGUAUCAACGAUAUUGGUGCCAUGAUCGAAAUGCUUAUGCCAAAACAAGGGAUGAUUGCCAUGUUUGAACAUUCACUAAUGUUAUUUUCCUACUGGAAGGAGGAGAGCAAAGACUGUGAGAUUUAUUAUGACUACAUCAAGAAAUGCCUUUCUAAAUUAUGA